Lutzomyia longipalpis is the source of this 1843-nucleotide messenger RNA. RefSeq lists its product as uncharacterized. The record is from RefSeq and is a predicted model, not a curated record. The transcript has 2 exons. NCBI's taxonomy places the organism in Eukaryota, Metazoa, Arthropoda, Insecta, Diptera, Psychodidae. Gene Ontology annotation, molecular function: zinc ion binding; nucleic acid binding. The coding region runs from base 96 to 869 and encodes 257 amino acids.
UUAUGCAAGUCAUUUGAGUGUUAAAGGUGUGUUGCGAGGAAAUUCAAGGGAAAUUUCAAUAAAUUGCGCAAAGAAAUCGCAGCAGAGAAAAAACAAUGUCGAGAAGGCAAAACUCCACGGUUGCCAUGCCCAUGGGACCAAAGGAACUAAGCGCAAUUAUUCAGCGAUUUGAUCCAGAUUUAGCCGACUGCAUUGACACAGAGGAUUGGCUGGUGGAAGUGGAAAAUGCGCGUUUGAUGUAUCAUUGGGAAGAGAGGAUGACAAUUCUUUAUGCGUCCAUGCAGUUGAGGGGACCCGCUGAAAAAUGGUUCCAUAGCGCCAAAGCGAGGCUGGAUACGUGGGCAAAAUUUCGCGAUGAAUUGUUGCAAUUCUUUCCUACCGUGGUGGAUUCCGCGAAGAUACACAAACAACUUGACACCCGACGCAAGACAGAAAAUGAAACAACCACAUCCUAUUUCCACAGCAUGAUGGCGCUGGCUACAAAGGCUAAGAUCGAUGACAAAACCACCAUGAAGUACAUAAUAAAGGGCCUUCCAUCCGAGUCGCUAAGGACAUCAUUGUUGACACAAACUUUCGAAUCUCUCCCGAAACUUCUCCGCGUGCUAAUUGAUGCGGAACAAGGCAAUGAAAACGCAGAUGAUUCCAAGCAAGACAGGCGCUAUUCCAAGCGCAAUCCCGGGCAGAAUUCAGGGCGCUACCAUCCGUACCGCCAUGACAAGACGAAUGACAGUCGAGAAUCUCAGCGUGAAGCACACAAGGAAGCCAAUAAGGAGAAAGAGCAGAAAACCACCAAGGAGCGACGAAGCUCUGAGAAACUCUGCUACAGAUGCAAGAAGCCCGGACAUUUGAUUGCUCAGUGCCCACAAUAAUUCCGAUGAAUUCCAAUGUAGGGAUAAUUAAAUUGAAUUUCGAGGAAAUAAAGAAGCUAAGCUUACUGAGUGUAGUCAAGUGUGAAGUCAAAUAAAAAAGAAAUUACAGAAAUGCAUUGUUAUUUAUUCGAGAUUUUAAUUAGUUGUUUUUCAGGACAGAAAAGUGAAAUUAAGAUCUCAAGGUAAGCCUACUGAAUAUAAAUGGAGAAUAAUUUCUUUGUCAUUUUAGAGAAUGGACAUACAACGAGGAAGCAACAAAGAAAUGUGAAGGAUUUAAAAUAUCAAAUAUUAUAUGCCCCACUCAGACACAAUCUAGAGGAAAUGAAGGAAGAGAAUCUCAAACGCACGACAGGAAUUGAGGACUGGAUAGGACUUAAGGAAGGCUAUGUGCCAAAGUCAAGCAAUGGCUAUGUGCCGCUUGAAAGCUGAGUGCGCUAAACCAAGAUGCAAAGAAGGAAAGGAACCCAAAAGUAUAAUAAGAAUUAAGAAUUAGAUGGAAGGAAGGUAAAUUGCUAAUCAAGACAAGAUCCGAAGCAAGAAGACUCCGUCUUCACUAGCUGAGCCCAGGCUUAGUUGCUUCACAGAGCUCAUAGUACUAUGUGUACUCUAUCAUGGAAAAAAAAGCAAGAGAUUAAACAAACACGAUGACAAUGAUGAAAUAUAACGAAAGAAUAAGGACACUGGAUUGACCAUUCACUUCAUCAAUGAGGACAUUGAUCAUAUCAGGAAGGCCGAGAUGUAGAACAAUGCUAUGUGCCCCGGUAGAGAAACCCUUCUACCGUAAUAAUACGUUGAGCUGUGGCACUAUGUGUGUCUAGGGUUGGACUGCUCUGGGUGAAAGAGUGAGAUGAGUCGUUAGCUCUAUGCCGCUCAUCAGGCACUCAUAGGUUCAGUAGCCCACUGUUGCUCGUCCGAUUCAGUUCGGGACCCGUUAGCUCUUCAAAUAAGGGUAGUUAUUAGCCCAUGUAGGAAUA